AUGAGUUCAUCAGGCAUUUGCAAGCACCUCAAACAUGUUUACAAGCUCAUCGUAGACAACUUCCUAACCAUGAUGACCAUACCAAUGGCCGCAGCCGCUGUGGUUGUGGCGGGAAGUCUCGAGCCAGAUAAGAUCGUGAGCCGGCUCCGAGCCCUUACGCUUACGCCGGCGCACCUCUUCUUGUUCGUCUUCCUCCCCGCGGUCAUCGUCGUGUAUCUACUAUCGCGGCCACGGAAGGUGUACCUCGUCGACUACGCCUGCUUCCAUGGCACUCACCACUACCGCGUCCCAUUUGCCUCCUUCGUGGAGCACGCGCGCGAAACACCCACCUUCAACGAUGCGAGCAUCCGCUUCAUGUCGCGGCUUCUCCAGAGCUCGGGCCUCGGGGAGGAGACGUGCGGGCCCUCGCCGGCCCGCUACAUCCCACCGCACAGGCAUUGCACACUGGACGCCGCCCGCGAGGAGGCCGAGCUCGUCGUCUUCUCCGCCAUCGACCAACUCUUCUCCAAGACGAAGGUCUCUCUUGACACCAUCCACGUACUCGUCGUCAACUGCAGCGCCUUCAGCCCCACGCCGUCAUUCGUCGACAUGGUCGUUAACAAGUACAAGCUGCGAGACGACAUCCGCGGCGUGCACCUGUCCGGGAUGGGGUGCGGCGCCGGGCUGAUAUCGGUGGAGCUUGCGAGGAGCCUCCUGCGGGUGGCGCCCCGAGGCGCACGAGCGUUGGUCGUGUCCACGGAGACCCUGUCGCCCCUCCUCUACCUCGGGAACGAGCGGCCCAUGCUGCUGCCGUAUUGCUUGUUCCGCAUGGGCGGAGCGGCGGCGCUGAUGUCCACGUCCGCCGCCGAUGCCCGAUUCCGGCUCACGACCGCCGUGCGUACGACCACCGCUGCCGAUGACAAGUCAUACCGGUCCAUAUAUCAGGAGGAGGACGGCAAGGGGAACAAGGGCGCCGGCCUCUCCAUGGACCUGAUAGCCGUCGCCGGCCGCGCCCUGAAAGCCAACAUCACCGCCAUGGCACCCAUCGUCCUCCCAAUCUCCGAGCAGCUUCUGUUUGCGAUGUCUUUCAUGGCACAAAAAAUUUCUAGCGGGCGUGUGAAGUCGUUGUACGUCCCCAACUUCCUGACGGCCUUCGAGCAUUUCUGCAUACACGCCGGCGGGUCUGCGGUUGUCGACGAGGUCCAGCGCAGCCUCGGCCUGUCGGACGAGCACGUCGAGCCGUCGCGGAUGACGCUGCACCGCUUCGGGAACGUGUCCAGCAGCUCGGUUUGGUAUGAGCUAGCAUAUGUCGAGGCCAAGGGCCGUAUGCGUAAGGGUGAUCGAGUAUGGAUGAUCGGGUUUGGCUCUGGCUUCAAAUGCAACAGCGCGGUGUGGGAGUGCAUCGUCCCGGCCCCCAAUAGCGAUGGACCAUGGGCUGGUUGCAUCCACCGCUAUCCAGUGCAGAUUAAGUCCCCAAAAGCAAGGCCGCGGCAAUGAGUAGUGGAGACACUGGUAAAUUGGAUAUGUGUGUAUGAUUGAAUUCAUGUUUCAACAAACUCAUCCAAAAAUUUGAACUG
Messenger RNA from Hordeum vulgare subsp. vulgare (domesticated barley), 1556 nucleotides. RefSeq names its product 3-ketoacyl-CoA synthase 5-like. The record is from RefSeq and is a predicted model, not a curated record. Gene Ontology annotation, molecular function: acyltransferase activity, transferring groups other than amino-acyl groups. Gene Ontology annotation, biological process: fatty acid biosynthetic process. Bases 1 to 1476 code for a protein of 491 amino acids. NCBI's taxonomy places the organism in Eukaryota, Viridiplantae, Streptophyta, Magnoliopsida, Poales, Poaceae. Gene Ontology annotation, cellular component: membrane. The transcript has a single exon.